AUGAAUGACGAAUUAGUAAUUACCGUCAAUGAUGAAAAAAAAGAAACUAAUGAAUCAUCAAAAAAUUUUGAAGAUGUCGACAAAUCGUCUGCCCAUGAGACAACAGAAACUCACGAAACAUUUGUUGGAUUUUCCAAAGAUUUAAAAUACGUCUCACUCUACUUUCCCUAUAACGACUAUGUUCACUUUGCUGGAAAACACAUUGAUAACGUUUGUGAACAUUUAAACGAUAAUCAAUAUUACGAAAUCGAUUAUAAGAAAUUAAUUGAAGAAGAAAAACUCGAUUUUCAUGCACUUACCACACGCGUUUUCAAAUCGAUGGUAGAUUUUGUAUUUUCUGACGACUGCAAAGCUACAAUAGUAUCCGGAAAAGCUGAUUCGUCGCCUCUUAAUUGGGAUAUGGAUUUUAUAAAAAAAAAUGGCGAGGAGUUUAAAUUUAAUUUCAUUUAUCAAAUGGUAUUUUUCAAUAAAAAUUUGCUGGUUUAUGAAGAAAACAAAUUUAAAGUAUUUUCUCCUGGGGACAAUGAUGACAAAAAAUGGGUUCACACUAAAACUUUAUAUAUCCAUAGAAAAUUGAAGACUAUAGUAUUCAAAGAUACAAAAUUAUUUACAAUCGAUGAAUACGGGACGUUAACAUAUUGGAAUAAAGAAUUUAUUAAGUCUGAAAACGACUUCUAUCUACCAAAAGAUUUUGAACUUAAAUAUGUUAAGAUAGAAACCAAUAGAGACGAAAAAUUAAUACUAGUCUACAAUGAUAAUCAAAUACUUGUUUUUUCCAUGGAAUUUGGAAUUUUUUUAUCGUCAUAUGAUGAUGAGAUAGAGCACUUAUUUGUCAUCAUUGGUGGAAGUAAUGAUAAUUUCAUAUUUAUGGAACCAUCAAAUCUUAAUAAUACAAACGAUAUGACCAAGAUAUAUGAGGAAUAUUUAUCUAUCAAAACCAAUAAGUUUAAUGGAUUUCAAAUACAAGAUAAUAAACUCAUUGUGACAUCACGCUCUUAUUGUCGCGUUUAUAAUAUAUUAGAUGAGAAAAUAACAAAAAAAAUUAGUUACAAUCAUUUAAAAAGUUUUAGUUUUGUUUUUCCAUAUGUUGGUAAAGCUUUAGAUAAAUUAUUACUGGGUGAAAAUAUAGAUAGUUUCAAUAUAACAAACGAAUUAGAAUUAAAAUAUGAAAACGUGGGAUCAAUUAAAUGGAUCGUCUCUCUUUCAACUACCGAUAAUGUUUGUGUAAAUUUUAAAAUUCAGAAAGAUUCCAAAGAAGAUGUUAUAUCAUUUAAUAUUAAAACUAUAUUUUCAUAUGAAAUUUUAAAAAAUGAAGAUUUGCUUCUAAUAACAAAAAAUGAUGGCAUACAUGUAUAUUCAGUAAAUGUUUCUGGAAAUAUCUAUCAAAAAUUCAAUAGUAAUCUUUACGUUGAUGAUAAAAUACUCAAGAAAAAUAUUGAAAAAUUCACCGAGUUUGAUUUUGCCCACGUAAAACUUGGUAAUUUGGAAUUACAUAUCCAUGCAUUCAAAUACAUUUUGGAGGAUACAUUAGCAUUAGCAAAAUAUGGAGAGAAAAUAUUUAAUAGAGCGACAAAGGAGAAAGAUGGAUUCAUUGCGGAAUUAAUUUAUAAUAAAUAUAUCGAGGUUUAUAAACAAAACCCCUCCACAAAUCUACCAUUAUUGCGUGAUAUUGUGUUGCAUUUAACAGGAUUAGAUACCUUUAAUCCUGUAAUUGUGGAAAAAUUUUUGGAAACGGUUUCGAUCAGCUUGGAUCCUAAUUGCAAUAAGAUUUCUACCUCGACGGUUCCAGAAAAAAAUUACAUAUGUGACUCGGGAGCGAUUCCAUCAUUACCACCGUUCGAGUAUCCAUAUUUGACAGUAUUGAAGUUACUAUUCACGUAUCUUAUUUCGAUUUAUUUGGUAAACUUGUUUAUUGGUUUAUUAUCUAUAGCCGCUGAAGUUGAAAUGCAAUCUGACGGACUCUUUUUCGAACAAAAGGCAAAGGUGAUUAAAGACAUUGAGCUUUUUUAUUUAUUACCUCAUCAAAGGAGACGAAAGGAUUGGUUUCCUGAUUUAAUUACUUAUAAUACACCAGUUGACGAAAUUCGUCGAAAGAUUAAUGGAAUUGAUAAUAGUAAAGAACAUUCAGAAAGUAAGCCAUUCAUCUCUGAUAGGUUAAGAGAGUUGAUUAACGUGAACAAAACAAACAAGAAAAAAUAUUUGGAAGAAAAAAUCGAGGAAAAUUUAAUGGGGAUGGAAGAAGAAUUAAAACAAAAAUUGGAAGAAAGAUUUAGAAUAAUUGAAGAUAAACUUUUUUCAAAAAUAGAGGGAAAAUUAAAACAAAACAAUGAUCUUAUUUUGGAUGAAAUUCGAAAACUUUUAAAAACUUGA
Messenger RNA from Entrophospora sp. SA101, 2370 nucleotides. The record is from the annotation of a GenBank genome assembly. NCBI's taxonomy places the organism in Eukaryota, Fungi, Glomeromycota, Glomeromycetes, Entrophosporales, Entrophosporaceae.